Molecule: messenger RNA, 4659 nt
Organism: Cryptomeria japonica (Japanese cedar)
Lineage: Eukaryota; Viridiplantae; Streptophyta; Pinopsida; Cupressales; Cupressaceae
Exons: 5
Coding region: 302-4255 (1317 amino acids)
Biological process (GO): negative regulation of DNA-templated transcription; negative regulation of flower development; shoot system development
Source: RefSeq, a predicted model, not a curated record
GGUAAAUAAUCAGACGCUCCGUGAACAGAAAAAGGAAAAAAGAAAUAUAAAGAAACCCUAAAAAUGAAUGAAACCCUAGCUAUAUCAGGGUUUGUUUUUCAUUACUUCAAAUUUAUUUGUGCUGUUGAAAUUUCCGUAGAUCCAAGCUUUUUAUGGUCUGUUGUUACAAUCAAAUUCAAUUAUAUGGAGAGAUUGAAGUCCAAACGCGCUGGUUGCAGAUAUGAUUUUGAUGAUUUAAGUCUGUGAUUGGGUGGGAUUUGAAGUGCAUGCAUUUCCUGUGCAAGUAAAUAUUGCAGAAAUCAUGAUUGUUUUAAAGCAGCAUGAUGUCGAAGGGAAAACCAAGGACAUAGAGGCAUACAGGCAUGGAUUAUGCUGGACCAUUAGAGAUGGAAAACGUUUAGUUGACAAUAAAAUGGAAACAGGAGACACAAAAUGCCAACACUUUAGCAUUCGUGGCUAUGUCGCAAGAACUCGUGAAGUGAAUGGAAAUAUAUGCUGGCCAUUUCCUCAGCACUUACUUGAAACUAGAUCAAAGGAAGAAGUCAAUGCAGCAUUGCCUUCCAUUGAAGUUCCUCAAUAUAAAUGGUGGAACUGUAGAAAAUGUUUGGAUGGCAUUAACACUUCAGAGAUCCUAGUUGAGAAAACCAGUACGAAGAACUUUUGUGAUUCCUCACUGACAUGUGAUGGUAACUGUGAUCCUGGUCGUCAGAUUUUUGGAAUACAAGUGGCUACACCCAAUGCCAAUCUGCAGGAGAAGUGUAGGGAAAAUACAUUAAAUGAUACAAAAAUGGCAGAGAGUGCAACAGUUGAUUUAAAAUCAAAUUCUGUUUUGAGUUUAUCUGUACAUGAAAAUGAGAAGGACAAGAUUGACAGAAGGUUGGUGACAGAAGAGACAGUGGAGCAUUGCUGGAAUGAAGGGAUAGCUCCUUUGAACCUCCAAGAAGGCAAAUUUGAAACUCCAAAUGCAAAGGAGGAGAAAAUUUCAAGGGCACAGUGUUUGUCUAAGUCUAUAGGAAAGGCUGAUAUGAGUGGGAAGCAUUGCCAUAACAAACACGAUAGGAAAAAGACAUGUGCUGACAUGGGGCAGUCAGUAACACAGCCAGUAUCUUCCUCAUUAAUAAGUGAAAUGGAUGAUGUAUUUGUGUCAAAAGAAAGCAAAUCUAAUGCUUUCCAGAAUGCUUGUCACUCUUCAAAUUCCUGGGAAUUUUUUUCAAGGAACAAAAACAUAUUUGAGCAGAUAAGUAAGAAGGUAAGAGAAACGGGAACAAUGCCGGCUACCUCACAGCUAUUAUCAUUGGGUUCUGAAACUUGUGAUGCUGAUCAUCCUCGUGUGAAAACAAACAAGCUAGAAAACAUUGGCACUGCUCCUCCUGUCUCUUUGAGUUCUGAUAAAAAUGUUCAACCUGGUCAACAAACUUUGACUUACGAAAACAAUAAGGAAGCAAUUUCAGAAGAAGAAAUAAAAUCAUUGACAGUUCAAACAGUGGAAUCAAGUGUCAAAGAAAGGGAUCCUUCGCUGGGAGCAACAGAUGAAGAGAAUGAUGUCCCACAUACAAGUAAAAUAGGAAUCUCAGGCAUUGAAGAUAGUGAUAGAAGCAACAUAACAGAAGGAAAAGAAUGUGUUGAUCUUCCCAUGAACCAAGGAUCUGUUGAUAAAUGCAAUGUGCUACUUGCUAAAGAAAAUGAGAAUUUGAAGGUCAGUGAAUCUAGAAGUAAGAAGAAGUCUCAGAAGAAGCGAUCAAUAGCAGAUAUAAUUGCUUCUGACUCCAUGGCUUUGGAUAUCUGCAACAAAGAGAAAGAAGAGUCUAAAUUGGUUGAUACAGUGGUGGAAAAUAUAUGUGGACCUGGGUAUCAUGAUCAAUCUCUGGUACCGGUUGAUUCCAUGAUAGCUCCCAAAGAUGCUGCCAAAACAUCCCCAAAAUCACAAGUCGAAACAACUAGCAAAGCUGAAGUAAAUCUUGAUGCAGAUAUCAAUAAUGUUAAACGCAAGAAGCGACAACCAGAAAAUUUUAAAAUGAAGAAAAAACAAGGAAAAAGAGCUCAAUCUUUGGAUGGUUCCUCAAGCUUUGCUUUAAAGGAUUCCUCAAAUGCAAGGAAAUUUGAAGCAAUUUCUAAUAUUAUUCAAAUGCCGCAAGGAGCAUCAGACUUGGUACAGAUGGCAGGGGAUAAGUUGCAUCAGGACAAUUCCAUUCAUCAUGUAGAUGGGCAGAUGAAUCAGAGGUGUUCUGAAGUGGAUGAUGAUGUGCCUAUGGAUGUUAUUGAAUUAAUGGCUAAAAAUCAAAGUGAACGAGAUUUAUCAGAAUGUCUUUCAAAGAAACACAAAAGCAAGAAGGAUGACAGGAGAGUGAAGAUUAAGGUGAAGGAAUCAGAUGUUAGUCAUGCCAAUAAACCUACACAGAAAGAAAGAACAAAUUCUAAGAAGAAAGCUGCUAGGCAUAAGAGUUUGGCAGAGUCCAAAAAAACUGAUCAGGUAAGUCCGCAGGUCUAUUUAAGAACUCUUAUGAGCAGCAACAUGCCUGGAGUGGAUAACCAAAUCAAUGUUUCUCAGAUGAUUUCAACAGGCCAGUCAUCUUUUUCAGAUACGGAAGCCAUCAAAUCUGACUCUCUUAAAGAGCAUUCAGAGACAUUGCAAUCAUCCCAGUGGUUCAAUCCAUGGGGAAAACAUUCAAACUUUAUUGUGCCCUUUUUUAAUGGAACAAAUGUCACUUGUAAUUCACCUACAUCCUUUGUUGAUUGCUUGAACUCAAAGGUAGCUAUCAGUCAAGAGGGGACUUUGUGUACAAAUGGCAUGUCACCAGCCUUUUUGCAGGUGCCAAUGGCAGCGGCAAGAGAUGGUGAACAUAUGCAAAUGAAAACUUUGUACAAUAAAGACACUAGUGUACCAUUGGAAUGCAGAAAGCCAGUAGUUUUGAAGUUCCAUGAAGACUCUGAAUCAUCUCGUCAUUCUACUGUUGUAAGUUCAGCUAUGGACUCAAGUCAAAAUAUCACACAGACUGUGAUGCCAAUUCCGACAAGUGGGAAUUCCAAUCUAGAUUCUGGCCCAAAAUGUAAUAUUCCAUUUCAAAAUCAUAAAGGAAAGGAUAUUUCAGUUCCCUCUGGAAAAAGAGAGGUAAUUUCUUUUCCUGCUUAUUUUGUGGGACAAAGUAACUCAGCUUUAUUGCAGCAGGUCAAUGCCCAAGCACGACCAAUCUUUGGUAAUAAUUACCCUGUUUCUGUUCCUUCUGUGCCUGUUCUGAGGCUGAUGGGACAAAGUGUUUCAGUUCCAGGUAAUAGUGGAAUUGAUCAAAACAAUAUACCAGAAAAUAAAAAUAAUGGAACUUUUUCAGAGCUACUUCAUGCUUCUUCACAAAAGCAUGUCCCUUGGUUUCAUCCCAUAACCUGUGCAUCAACUGGGGCUUCUUGUGAAAACAGGAUGUUUAAGAAUCCUGUACCCAUCCAAGAUAGCAUGUGUGUGAAACAGCAAACUCAGAGUUCUAAAACACCUAUACCUCCUGUUCCAAAGUUCAGUCAUGUCUGUCUGGUGUCAAAUGGGCACCCAGGAGCUGCUAGCUCUUCUUGCACAGUCCCUGACAAAGCAGAUGUUGCUAUGGAAUUGCCAAUUGCAAAUAAACAAAUUCCUUUUCAAGAUGCAUCAUUGUUUAUGAUGCAGCAGAAAAAUGGAUUGAAUUGUGCAAAUGGCUACAAUGGCAAUCUACAAAAUUUCUCUACCAUUCCUCCUCCAAUGUCCCAGACUACAGAGUCUGUCAAAGGUCCAAGCCCUACAAAAGGCCCCAGAUCAUAUAGGCGACCACCUACUAAUGUACACUUGAAUAGAAAUCAUACAGCUGCUGCGGAUGUAUACUCUCAGAAUAGGCAUCAUCUCCAAGCCUUAUCUAUCUCAGGAACAAAUCUCAAACAAAGACGAGCAGAAGAGUCAAUGAAAGCAAAAAAGUCAAGCCUGAAAAAAGGAAACAGAGAAUCUGCCUUUGUCAGCAAAAGGUCUUGUAAUAUCGAGAUAUGCACAUUGAACCAGAAUCCAGCUGAAAUCAUUAUUGAUGAUGGAGAAAUUAUGGAUGGCCUUAGUUAUAAGCAUUUGCCUUCUCCUUCCAAGGCCCUUUUACCUAGUAAAGGAAAGAGAAACUCACAAGUUCCUAAUGGAGAAAAAAAACGUAGAGCCUUAAAAACAAAGUAUCUACAAGAAUUCAUUGGUUACGAGAAUGGUCACACAAGUGACCUGGCCAACAGAAAUGUGGGCACAGCACUUCCAAAAAACUAGAUAAAAGUACUAAUAAGUUACAAAGUCUGGUUAUUAAGACUUGAUUCUCUUAUUGUGAGUUGAGCCAACCAAAUGCAGCAGUGGAUGAUGAACAGUCAGUUUUGAUUCUGCCUAAUGAUUUCAUCUUCCUUUGAUUGGCUGAUUGGAUACUUGUAAGAGCAGUUUGAUACCGCUGCAAGCAAGAUGCUGUACAUGGCCAUUUUUUUCCUUCAUUUUUUUAUUAUUUUGGAAUGCCAUUUGCUUGUAGACAAUUGUGUCCAUUUUGCCCUUUUAAGUCAAUGCAUUUAAUGCAUUUGUCUUUUCCAAUAUUGUUUAUGUAACUAAUUCAUGAAGAACUGUAUAAUCCUGUAAUAUAUUUCCCGUAUCUUGUGUCAGCAGUAACAUGCCAAAAGUUUUACAUGAUC